Molecule: messenger RNA, 1675 nt
Organism: Apis laboriosa (Himalayan honeybee)
Lineage: Eukaryota; Metazoa; Arthropoda; Insecta; Hymenoptera; Apidae
Product: cell cycle checkpoint protein RAD1-like
Exons: 6
Coding region: 567-1388 (273 amino acids)
Biological process (GO): DNA damage checkpoint signaling; DNA repair
Cellular component (GO): nucleus; checkpoint clamp complex
Molecular function (GO): 3'-5' exonuclease activity
Source: RefSeq, a predicted model, not a curated record
UAUUUAUAUUAACACAGAUUAUUAAGAUUUAAUCAAACAAUUUUCAAUGAGUGUUACUGAACAAUCAUCAAUCAAUCAAACAUUAAAUACUUUUUCAUUUAAUACAUGUGAUAUAAAAUAUGCAGAAUUUGUAUAUAAAGUGUUAAAAGAAUCAGCUGAAAGUUUUGAAAAAGAACAAAAAUUUUUAGAUAAUGUGUUAUUAAAUUUAUACAAUAUUUUUGGUAAUGUAUUUGAAAGAGCAUUAGAAUUAUAUGAACAAGAACGUAUAACUCAUAUCUUUCCUUCUGAAAAUCCUGAUGUUGCGCCUCAUAGUGAUAGAAAUAAUUCCAGAUAUUUAGUACAGAUUAAGGGAUUGUCAGGAACAAUAUAUAUACUCUUUCCUGACAUAAACUACUGUAUUUGUGGUUCUUUUAGGUGUCAAGUAUUAAAUAAUAGAUCUUUGUUUACUUGCAAACAUGUUUUAGCAGCUUGGUUAGCUGCAGUUACAAAAAGAAAAUUAUCUCAUCAAUAUAUAACAGAAAAACAAUUUCAAAAUUUGUUAUUAUAUCAAGUUUCAAAUAAACAAUAUGUAUCCUGAAGUAGAAACUAAUUCAUUAGUUGCAAAGUUAGGAAAUCUUAAAACCAUAGUACAAUUAUUAAAAGCAAUUAAUUUUAAAGAGAAUGCUACAUGUUUUGGUACUGAAAAUGGUUUGAAAAUAACUGUAGAAGAUGCAAAAUGUAUGCAAGCUAGUGCUUAUAUUCCAACUCAUGUAUUUCAAAUAUUCAAUUUGAAAGAAGAUGUAAUUUUUAAAGUUAAUUUAAAUAUAUUAGUGGAAUGCCUUUGUAUGUUUUGGAGUAAUAUAAAUUGCCAAGGAAGUUCUGUAGCUUUGCAACUUUUUUAUAAAGCUAAUGGACAUCCUGUAACAGUUCUUAUUGAAGAAGAUGGUAUUAUAACAGAUUGUUCUUUAAAAACACAAGAACCUGAUGAAUUGUUAGAUUUUCAUCUUGAACCGGAAAAUGUUUUGAAUAAAGUAGUUCUUCAAACUGAAUUGUUAAAAGAUAUCUUAUCUGAGCUUGAUUCAAGUAGUGAUUUGAUUGAGCUAUUUUUAUCUCCUUCCCCACCUUUCUUUCGUAUUAGUACAGCUGGUUUAGCUGGAAUUUGUCAUAUUGAAUUACCACAUGAUGGUGAAUUGAUUGAUAAUUUCCAAUGUACUUCAACAGCUACAUCAAGUUAUAAACUUACACAUAUUAAGCCAGCUAUGAAGGCAUUAUCUUGUGCAAAUAAAGUUUCAUUGAGGACUGAUUCAUUUGGACUAUUGUGUUUUCAAUAUAUGGUUAAGACUGAUGAAGGACAUACAUGUUACAUAGAAUAUUAUGUAAGCUCAUAUUUACUAACAAAUGUAAUGUGAAGCUAAAUAUAAACAUACAUACAAAUAAAAUAUUUCAGAUUUCUCCAGUAAUAGAUCCUGAUGAAUAAUUUGGAAUGGAGAUAAGAUGAUAAAUAUUGAUUAAAAAUUAUUUCAAAAUAUUCUUUUAUUUUAUCAGAUUUGUAAUUAAAGCUUUCCAUUUAUUGUAUCACAUAAAAAAAAAAUGCCUUUAUAUGAAAUUCAAAACUAUUCUUUAUUGUGAAUUCGCUUAAUAUACUCACAAUGAAUAUGAUGUACAUAAAAGCAUAUGAAUGAUAUUUAAAGAUGCA